UAGUCACAGGAGUACGAUAUUCAGCCCCUCCUUUGGCAGCAUCGGGUAGAGAGAGGCAGAGACAGGCAGCCAUUCGCGGAAAUAUGUUCUCUCGUUCCCUCCUCGCCGCUCGCAAUGCCGUCAAGGCCCGAGCUCCACGACGCUCCAUGGGGUAUGUGACGGACUACAAGCCUCCCAGCAUGGCUGACCUCCCUGUACCUCAGGGCUCCUGGCAGGAUGCUUACAGUGCCAAGCAGAGGACAUACAACCUUCAGCUCCUCGCUGGAGUUGUGACCCUCGGUGGCACCAUGGGAUACCUGGUCCAGUCUGAUGCCCUUAACUUCUGCUGGGGCCCCAAGAUUGGAAAGUAGAAACGAUUCUCUUCUGUACAUAGCACUAAAAUGGUCAUCGCUAGGAAAAGGAUAAGCUGUUGCCUGAAGUCUCCUAUGGGCACAUAGGAGUUGGUUUGCUAUCAGAGUAUCUUUGUAAAUACUAACUCGUGGUAUUUUUAUUUAUUUCAUUCCAAGAUUUUCUUUUAAAAGUGAAAUUAAACCCGGUUGAAGUAC
Eriocheir sinensis (Chinese mitten crab) is the source of this 545-nucleotide messenger RNA. RefSeq lists its product as uncharacterized. The transcript is spliced from 3 exons. The coding region runs from base 84 to 350 and encodes 88 amino acids. Lineage: Eukaryota; Metazoa; Arthropoda; Malacostraca; Decapoda; Varunidae. The record is from RefSeq and is a predicted model, not a curated record.